This is a messenger RNA of Thlaspi arvense, 753 nucleotides long. Lineage: Eukaryota; Viridiplantae; Streptophyta; Magnoliopsida; Brassicales; Brassicaceae. The record is from the annotation of a GenBank genome assembly.
AUGUUCGUUUCCGAUAAGCCUCGUUCUCCGAUUGAUUUCUACAAAGACGAUAACAAUCCAUCUCCAACAUCACGGGACAUAAACAUGAUGAUCGACGUUACAUCAAACGGAGAUCUACAACAACCGCCGCAGCAACAUCAUCACCCGAUAAUCCUCGGGCUCGGAGACAGUAGCAGCGAGGAUCACGAGAUCAAAGCCCCCAAGAAGCGAGCAGAGACAUGGGUACAGGACGAAACUCGGAUCUUAAUCACGUUACGCAGAGAAAUGGACCGUCUUUUCAACACAUCGAAAUCUAACAAACAUCUCUGGGAACAGAUUUCGAGCAAGAUGCGAGAGAAAGGCUUCGAUCGAUCGCCGACUAUGUGCACCGAUAAGUGGAGGAACAUGCUGAAAGAGUUUAAGAAAGCUAAGCAUCAAGAUAAAGGGAGUGGCUCAGGAUCAGCCAAGAUGUCGUAUUACAAAGAGAUUGAUGAUAUUCUUAGAGAGCGGAACAAGAAAGCGUCACUGUACAAGAGCCCUGCUACACCACCUUCUGUUGCUAAAGUUGAUUCCUUUAUGCAGUUUACAGAUAAAGCUUUUGAAGAUACAGGCAUUUCCUUUGCAUCUGUUGAAGCUAAUGGCAGGCCAACGCUAAAUCUUGAAAGACAGUUGGAUCAUGAUGGUCAUCCUCUAACCAUUGCUUCUGCUGAUGCCGUCACAGCUAAUGGUGUUCCUCCUUGGAAUUGGAGAGAAACCCCUGGAAAUGGCAAGUAA